Molecule: messenger RNA, 1520 nt
Organism: Photinus pyralis (common eastern firefly)
Lineage: Eukaryota; Metazoa; Arthropoda; Insecta; Coleoptera; Lampyridae
Exons: 3
Coding region: 664-1458 (264 amino acids)
Source: RefSeq, a predicted model, not a curated record
UAACAAACACCAACACAUGAUUGCAAUAAAAAUAUUCAGAAAAUUACAAAAGUGGAGGGCUAAUUUGACAUCGGUAUGACUGGUAUCUGUGCUUGUCACAGCAAAUUUUUUAAAUCCCGAUUUAUAUAAAUUAAAAUAUCUGGAGGUACUAAAAAUUAAAUCGGUAAAACAAGAUAAAUAUCAUUCAUAUUUGCAAUCGCCUGAAAAAAUGUCACAACAGCGUUCACUGGAAUAGGUAGGUACUAAAAAAAGAUUAGAAAUAUACGUUGAGUGAAGGACUACGAAUGAACUGUAUGCGAGAUCAAUUUAUUUGCUGUGGGUAGUAAAACUUGAUUUCGGACAUUGUAAGUACCAGUACACUUUUACAACGUUUCUUAAAUGUAUUGGACGCUCUAUAAUUUCCGCUUACAAUUUUGACAUAAACGUGGAGAUUAAUAAUUCAUGUCGCAAACGCUAAUUAUUAAUACAUUUUGAUAGACGCGUUAUCAUUUACGUAAGCGGCAUUGACAUUGGCCACGAUCGUGGGUCAUGAUUUCGUGUACACUACGCAUGUGAACUGUCCUUUCGUGAAAUACGACGGUCUCGAAUCCGCUCACGAACUGGUAGUGUUCUACGAGUCGUGUUACAUUUCAGUGUCAGUAGGUGCAAAGAGAAAUACAUAAAAUGGGUACGCGAAACAAUGCAGCCAUUUUGCGAAUGAGCGAUAAAGAGACAUUAAAAUUCUUAAAGUUGUGUAAGCAGGAGCGUGUCUUGUGGGACCCCACGUUUGAGGGAUACACAAAGCGCGAUGUUCGUAUAGAGGCAGCGAAGAGAAUCGCGGCGGCCAUGGGCUUACCGGAUUUCACUUCUUUUCAUGUUACUGCGAAGUUUAAAAAUUUGCGAAGCUCGUAUCUACAGGAGCAGAAGAAGAUUGAGAACAGUUUGUCCAGCGGGGACGAUGUUUAUACGCCGAAGGUCGUUUGGUUUGACACUAUGGAUUCUUUUUUGAGACCUCAUGUAAAACCACGAAUGACAAAUCAUUCUCAUCUGAAUUGGCAAAACGAAAGCAUGUCCCCUAGUUCAUCUUCCCAAAAUGUGAUUAUCCUAGACGAUCCCAAGUUAGACGAUUUCGUAAAACGAGAAGACGAAGAGCUCUCAUCUACACCACCGCCCUAUCUUGUACCGACGACACAUCGCAGUGAGGAAAUGCCGUCCGACGCCCUUAUUGAAGUAGAUUGUGGUGCGCCUAGGAAAAAGCAAAAGGUUGGCGAAUUGAAACAAACCGACCCUCUCGGCUGUGGUUGUGCAAACGUAGACAAAGGAUGUGAGAGGGCGUCUAACUACCCCGCUGUUCCCAAAGAGGACAGCUUCGACUUCUUCGGCAAAUACAUCGCGUCUACACUACGCGGAGUGCCGUUACAAACAGCGCUAGAGUUGCAACGUGAUAUGAUUUCAUUAAUAAUGAAUAAAUGUAAAUAAAGAAUGUAAUUCCUAAUUUUAUGAAUAAAUUUGCCUUAUUUUUAUAAAUUUUCAGGUGCACA